This is a messenger RNA of Ciona intestinalis (vase tunicate), 1796 nucleotides long. NCBI's taxonomy places the organism in Eukaryota, Metazoa, Chordata, Ascidiacea, Phlebobranchia, Cionidae. The record is from RefSeq and is a predicted model, not a curated record.
CUACUGAACAGUACUGGCAUACAGAAAGUAAAGUGUAAACUUUAUUUACGUUUGUUUUUAUUAUUUUAGAAAUCUUUCCAGAACCUAUAAAUAUUAUAUUGAUUCUUAAACUGAAGUUUAUUUCGUUAACAAAUGAAGAUGACAAGUACAUUAUUGAAACUUGCUGUUACUGUGGCAGUUGUAGUCGUCAGUGGUUGUAUGGCGAGCCCAGUCCCUGCAGAUGACGUUGGCUGCUUCGCUGCACGAAACGCUGUGUUCUUGGACAUUCGUCGACUUUUACGAGGAGAGUGGCCAUAUUGUGACGAAGGUGGUCUCUGGAAGAAUGUGCAGUGCGGUAUUAACUCCUGCUACUGCGCAUACGUUGAUACGGGAGCUCAGAUUCAAAACCUCAACCUGCGUACGUUGUAUUACUCAUAUGAUCAACUCAUGGGGAUGUGCCCGAUCCGUUUCCAGGCGAAUCGAGACGAUGCUUGCCGAGUUCCUCACCUGAACUAUCCAUGCAACACCUCGGCACCAAAGUACAUUUACAACCAAGAAAGUGGUGAAUGCGAAGAAACGCCUUCAUCCAGAUGUUACGGUUUCAUGAGCCUUUCAGAAUGUCAGAGUCAAUGUGCGCCCGUUGUGCACGAUCGUUGCUCCCACCCGUACGACAUCGGCCACAGUUGUUCAGACCACACCCCGACUGGUCGUUAUUUUCACAACCCUUCAAUGAACCGUUGUGAAUUGUUCUACUACGUUGGAUGCGGGGGAAAUACAAACAACUACCGAACUCUGAUUGAGUGCGAAAGAACUUGCUUGCCACAACCGAUAGUCACAAUAACUGUACAAGUCGAAGGAAGAAACACACACAGCUUGGAGGUGCCAUCCUGGGUAUUGGACGAUUACAGCUUAGUUUCUGAUAACGUCAACCAAAUAUCUCAAGUAAUAAUGGAUCGGGUUCGACUUGUUGCAAGAAACCAAACAUUGGUCCAAGCUUACGUUGAAGCUACCACUGCCACUGAGGAAGGACGACUUCUUGAGAUCGGAAGACCUCUUCCACCAAUUGAGGCUAAAUCACCUGAAGAACAAAUCAGACAAGUUCUCGGACCUGAAGUUGUGUGUUUCCAACCUGAUCAAACUGGACCAUGCAGAGCACUUUUCCGAAGAUGGCAUUUCAACUCCGAACGUGGUGUUUGCGAGCGUUUGGUCUACGGAGGCUGCGACCCUAAUGGCAACAAUUUCUUAGAAGAGCAAGAUUGUUUUGAGUAUUGUCGAGCAUAUGCCCUUCCCAUUACUUCUUACGUUGACUCGCGGGCUCAUAAUUCCGAACCACAAGAAGAUGUUGAUGGACAGGUCGUUUACAGACUGCCUGAAGUCCCCAGCACCACCCCAGAAGAAACAACACCAAGUCCUACUAUUGGUGUUUAAUGCGUUGUAAAACUUUGAAGAUAUUGGUAGUAAUUCAAACGUGCACUGUUCUUGGCAUAAGCGCCGCCAGACCGCACUUCGCGCUUUUCCAGCGCCGUGUCUUCAAUAUUUAAUGACGGGAAUCCAUUAAUUCGAAAACGCUGCUUUGCUGUUUGGAUAUUUAUUGCUUAAGCUUUUUACAGCGAUUUUUAGUUUUUUGGUAUAAAUCUGUCGAUUUUUAUAUAAAUUGUAUGAAAAUAGAUGCGGUGAAGUUUUAAUACUCUAUGCUUCCAUCGUGACUUUUAUGUUUUUAUUCAUAAUCGUACUUUUAUCAGUGUUUAAAUAGCACGUUGCUUUCCUUUUACAUUGCGUCUUUUUCGCCAAUAAAGUACUUAAAAUGAACAUAGAAA